AUGCAUCAUGCCAAGUCCCAUCAGAAAAAGCCUCUGAUCUGGAGGAUUCACACAGGCGAAAAACCAUUUGUAUGUUCAGAGUGUGGAAAGGGCUUCAGGAGGAAGUCGCAUAUGUUGCGCCAUCGGCGAAUUCAUGGGGACAAACAACUCUUUCCGUGUCGGAAAUGUGGGAAAUGCUACGAUGAAAUGUCACAGCUAGAGAAACACCAGCGAGUACACAUGGGAGAAAAACCAUUCUCUUGCACUGAAUGUGGCAAGAAAUUUGCCAGCCAGAGCCUUCUAAAGUACCAUCUGAAAGUCCACGCAGGAGCUAAUGAGUGUGUCUGCUCAGAGUGUGGAAAAGAAUUCCCUAGCCGUUCGCAACUUGUUGAUCACUACCGGACUCAUACUGGAGAAAAACCUUACAUGUGCCCUGAUUGCGGAAAGUACUUUAGGCGGAAGGCACAUGUGGUCAGGCACCGCAAGAUUCACGCAGGUAAUAAACCAUACUCCUGCUUGGAAUGUGGAAAAUGCUUUGAGAACCAAGAACUUCUGAGCCGUCACACCAAAAUGCACAGGCGGAAAAGGCCACACUCGUGUUCUCAGUGUGGCAAAAGUUACACUAAAAAGUCCCACCUCUCCCGCCACCAGCGUACCCAUGCUAAAGAAACUCCAUACACUUGUGGUGAGUGUGGUGAGUCCUUCCAAUACCCCACCCUCCUGAAUCACCACUUGAAACUCCACACUGGUCAAACCAACUACAACUGUCCUGUGUGUGACAAAAGCUUUGGCUCCCAGUUGGCACUGGCCAGACACCAGAAGACCCACUCCAAGGAGAAGUCUUUUAUUUGCAUGGAUUGCGGGAAGAGUUUUAACUUCUAUUCCCACUUCAUGAGACAUCAAGCCACUCACACAGGAGAAAAACCUUAUGAGUGCCAGGAGUGUGGCAAGCGAUUCACCCGUGAUGCACACCUUGUCCGACAUAGGCGAACCCACAAUAGUGGAAGAGCUUCACAAGUUUGA
Messenger RNA from Staurois parvus, 1002 nucleotides. Lineage: Eukaryota; Metazoa; Chordata; Amphibia; Anura; Ranidae. The record is from the annotation of a GenBank genome assembly.